This is a messenger RNA of Colletes gigas, 6216 nucleotides long. It is a transcript of the gene UBL3, whose product is annotated as ubiquitin-like protein 3. The record is from RefSeq and is a predicted model, not a curated record. Gene Ontology annotation, molecular function: protein binding. Bases 380 to 748 code for a protein of 122 amino acids. Lineage: Eukaryota; Metazoa; Arthropoda; Insecta; Hymenoptera; Colletidae. The transcript has 4 exons.
CUUCCCCAGAAGGCUGCAUCGUCUCAGGAUCGCCAUUUUAUGUGUUUGGCUCUGAGACUGGGACGGUGGGUGCGUGCGGUGCAAACUAGAGAGCGUAUUCCGUGCAUUAUCUGCAAGAUGUUACCCAAAUACUUUGCGCCCGACAUGUACAAGUAACGACAGGUGUCGGAGUGAGUGAUCGGGCAGCGAAGGCUCGGGCCGAAAUGGUCCCGGAAUAGUGAGCUGUGCGUGAGUGUGUUUUCAUCGAGUAGUGCGUCGCACUGGCUUUUCACUGCUGUCACCGUUUGUUUAAUACCUGUGCCAUUCGGGAAAGUCGGCUUUGGGUCAAAUUACGGACGGCCUCUGGAUUCCUCACGACACCCCCUUGUCAACAUCUACGAUGAGUUCGCGCAACAUACCCUCAGACAAGAUAAAUCUACGCCUCAUUCUUGUCAGCGGUAAGACAAAAGAGUUCCUAUUCAGUCCAUGCGACUCCGCGGGGGACAUAGCACACCAUGUGUUUGAAAACUGGCCGGAAGACUGGGCGGAAGAGGCAGUCGCCAAAGCGGAGAUCCUGCGGCUAAUCUACCAGGGCCGUUUUCUGCACAGCAAUGUCACGCUCGGUGCUCUUGGGCUUCCUUUCGGGAAAACCACGGUGAUGCAUCUGGUCCCACGAGAGAAUCUUCCCGAGCCUAAUUCUCAAGAUCAGAGGCAAAAAAGUAAAGGUGGCGGAAGUAGUUGCUGCUCGGCUUCCUGUCGCAUACUUUAAAACCUCGCCGGCUGCCCUGGAUCACGCGGGGGUCGUUCAGUGCGAACCAGCGCACGCGUUCAGGCUGAGCCAUGGUUUCUAAGGUUUUAUGCUGGUGUAUAAUUGUUAGUGGCUGAGCUCGUGAGCAGUGUAGCAUACGAAAAAAAAAAAAAAGUAAAAAAGGAAAAAGAAAAUAUGAGAUCGCACCCGUUUGUCGCUGAUCGCGCGAAAGAUUUCGUUGGUUUGCCCCGCGGCGCAUCCGAAUAAACGAGAGAGAGAGAGAGAAAAAAAAGGAAACGUUCGCCCCGCCGUCCCAGGGCGAACGAUUCGUCGCAUCCUUGUGUCUGUUUCUUUUUUUUCUCAAUUUUUUUUUCUUUUUUCCUCUCUUUAGACGAAAUUCGUCGAGGCAGGAUUCGGAAUCGUUGCGCGUUUAAUCCUCCGGGGAAAGCAAGAGAGAGAGAGAUAACCGACGCGCCAGAGCCAAAUCACACAUAGAGACGCAUACACACGCGCGCGCGCGCGCGCAGCUGUCCGUUUUGUUUCGGUGGUGACGCGUGCACUUGUUCCGCGGUGUGUGCGCGCUGGAAAUCUAUUUAUGACCUGUCAUCGCGACAGGAGAUGAUCAUUGUAGUCUGCCGAUGACCUGCUGGUGUUCGCCGCGCGGGCGUCGGGACGCGUGACGUCCGGACGCGACCGCCGAUCCCUCUGAUUCUACGGGCGAACAAGUUGCGCGUUUCGACGGGCAAAGAACGCGCGCGCGGACACGCGCCGAUCUCCAGACAUUAAAAAUUAGUAAGAUAAAUUUUUUCGAAAGAGAUUAGGAAGUAGAGCCUUCGAAAAAGGGGGGGAGGGGACACCGCUCUCUUGAACGGCGCUACAAUGCUUAGAAACUCAACCACUAUCCGACUACCGCAGCGUUUAAUAGUAAUUACGUAGAACGGGAUCGUGUGUGUAUGUUUUGCGUAAGUAUGAGUGUGUGCGUCGCGUUUGAAAGGUCGAGGAGAGAGUAAAUUUAUGUUGUGAUAUGCAGGUAGUGAAUAUAUUAUAUAUAUACAUACUAUUAUUAAAAUUAUAUAUUAUAUAUAUAUAUACAUAUAUAUAUAUAUAUAGGUAUAAAUAUAAAUAUAUAUAUAUAUAUAUAAUGGUAUGAGACAUGUUGACACACAGUUAAACUCUCAUACAAUAGACUUUAUUAUCAUGAAUUUAAAGUAAUAUUAUGACGCCACUUUGAGAGUUUAGUAUUCUGGAUAAGAUUACAGAGGGAAAAGAACAUUGGAUCUCUAAUGGUAGUUAUGAUUAAAUAAAAACUCAAAUAUAUUUCCUGUUAGAUAUCCUUCUCCCCCCGCUCACCACCUUAUCCCGUUUCUCUCCCUUAACCCUUGUACGCCCCUUACUCGACACCUUCGAUUUCCCUUUAUUCUGUUUCCACCCGUCCAUUUUUAAUCGAUCGGGCCUAGAACGUCAUUCAUAGACCCAACGAUCAAUUCACGUUAUAGGCGAGAAUACCCAUUCGAGUAUUGAUUAUUAUAUAGGUUAGGUGCAACCAAACCGUUUAUGAUAAGUUGUAGCCUAUUCUAUACUCAAUCUAUGCUACUACUGUAAUGUAACUAUGACUCUUACCGACGCAUAACACGUGUAUAUAUAUAUAAUGUUCUUACGUAGUGAAACUCAUCGGAAUUAACAAUGAUCGUGUUAUUUAAUUUAUUCCGUACAAACCUCAGCAGACAUCGUUUCGCACAUUCGUUGUGCCAUCGCGGUGUCUGCUCGACUCAUAAACCUGUGCCGCACGAUACGAAUUUUUCUUCUUUUUUUUUCUUUUUUUCUUUUCUUUCUUUUAUUCUUGCGAAGAUUCACGGAUCUCGGUGGUCUCGCCGAAAUUCCGCGAACCGAGCAUGCGUUUCUUAGCGAUCGAUUAAUAUUUUCCAGAAACAGAAAGAAAAAUCAAGUGAGAACAGAGUUCUUGUAAAUUCGUAUCCCGUGGAAUCGAUUCUUACGCUGUGAAAAGCCUUUACCAUGAUUCUUCAUGGCGAUGAGAACCGUUCGGAGUUGUUCUCGAAUUUUAAUGAAAUUUAAAACGAUGCGUGAUGUUGGACGAUCACUCGAGGAGGUGCAAAAUAAAGAAUUGUGUUAAAAAACGAUAUUUAUUGGCUACAGUUUUGCGUACAAAUCUUUCGAAUGAAAUUAAUCCCUUACUAUGUGAAUUUCUUUUCUUUCUUUCUUUUCAAGCGUAAAGAAAGUGCUAUCGUUCCUGCACGUUAACGUUACGCUGCAGAACUGUUUCAACAGCUUGAACGUUAAGAGGUAAUUUCUCGUGAAAAAAUUAAUCGAUGUGGGAUAAAAUUUCCUGCCACGCGACGUCGUUUUCGAGAGAAUCCGUUUUGAAGCACAGUAGAGGUACGAUACCUAUCAUAGACGUAGUAAUUUGUAUCGCGAAAUGGACUAUUUUCUUAACAAAACCAUCGUCACUAUUGUACGAUCGAAAAGAGAGAACCGUUCGAGCGCUUGUUAAAAUUACGUUAACAAAUUCGCACGUCUCCCAUUUACCAAUAUUUUUAAAUUAAAUUUAUCCGAAUUAAAUUAAGCAACGACACAUGCACGACUGCAUGCAUUCCUCGCACAAAGUCGUUAACUGGGGCACGCGUGCCCGCGCAAAUUUUCAAAUUCGAUUAUCUCGAAAACGAAGACACGUACAAAUAGAAAUUUUAUUGUACAUUUUUCAUUUGGUUUUUCCAGAGGAACCGUCUGUGAUCAGGUUGUACCACGUAUGCGUUCCGAGACCUAAAAUGUCCUGAAAUCAUUCAAGUAUACGACAUAUACAUAUAAUAUAUAUAUAGGCGCUAUAUUUUCUUCGAACGAUGGAUGUUAAAAAAUUAAACUAAAAACCUGAUGCGUGUCUUGUACGGCACGCCAAUACCAGUAAGGGGUUAAUUCUACGAAACACGUGCAUUCGUUUGCGCAUUAAUAUUAUUUAAAGCAUCGAGGUACAAUCGUUUAAACAAUUGGUGCAUCGCGUGGCAUGCUGAACAAUGGGUUUAUGGGGAUGGCUAACACUUAUGAUUUAGCAUUUUAUUAUAUCUCCGUCAGAUUUGCGAUCGGUUGUUAAUCGAUGUUUCGCAAAACACCGCCGCCUUCGUUUGUUCAUGUAUUUCUUUUUCUACUCACUUUCGUUCUAUUAAUUUUUGUUUCGUCUUGUUUUUUUUUUUUUAUUUCUAAUCAAGUAACGUUAAGACAUAGAUUAUCUCUAAAUUGUUUAGUAAGUAAGUUUUAAAAAAAGUUACGAAUAAACACAUCACACGAAUACAUGGACUAUCAGAGGAAAACCACGCAAUGUCUAGCUGGACGCUAUGCGACGAGGAUCGGUGUUCGAUCGACGAUCGAUCGGAACCGAUCGUUCGCCGGAAUCGAAGAUUUCCGUUUGUCGUCCGGCCACGAGGUAAAAGUCUCGCGUGUACGCGAAGAGAAAAGCCGCUCUGUAAUAAGCUUGUUGUACAGUUCCUUUGACGUUACAAUAUUACUUUAAAAUCUUGGAAGGAACGGGGGGGGGAAAAAAGCGCGCGAAAUGAAAAAAAAACCGUAACCGUCGUCGGAGACUCCCGUUCGACGCGCAACGACGAAUGUUUCCUUCGUUGGGUGAAUCGUUCCGAAAUUUUACCUCGUCUGUCGCGAGUUAUUUUGAAUCGUUGUAACGAAAUAAAGAAAAGAAAAAAAAUGAAAUACUUUGUAUAAAAAUGUUCCGUGUAGAGAGCGUUCGAUGCCACCUUGUUCGAGAAAUAUUUCUAACGGUAGUCCACAUCUCUUUCUCUCUAUUUCUCUUUCUCUGUGUCUAUAUUAAUAUGUCCGUUGUUCUUUCUUUCUUUUUUUUUUUUUUUUCUUAUUCUUUUCGUCGUACCUUAUACGAAUAUGAUCUCACGAGAACGCUAUGAGAACAUGUUGCACCCACGAGCUGUAGCAAUGAAAAACAGAGAAUUAGCGCCACGGAACUUCCGAGAGAUCAUAAUGGAGAAAAGGGAUUAAUUUUAACAUAGUGUAUUAUAUAAACUAUACGCAUCUGACUCUCUUUGUUGUUUAAACGAGUAAACGAAAAAGAAAAAAAAUGACGAAAAACUUGAAUAACAAUAAAAUGGUAUUCUUAAAUACAGAGAAAAAAACGAACGAACACACAGUCUACGAGGAAUAUACUCACACUACAUCAUAUCAAAAUUUUAGCGGAUAAGAAUCAAAUGAUAGAUUUAUUUGUACACGCGGCUCGAGGGGAAAAUCGUACAACAACGUACAAAAUUUGAUUCUUCAUCGACGUUCACGUGUAUCUAUAAAUGAAUUACAGAUUUAGCGUGUAUAAUACAAAAGGUAUCGAGGAUCGUGGAUGCGAUUCUUGUUACGCUUUUAACGUAAAAUGAGCUGAUUACAGGUUUUUAUUGCGUAUAUGAAAAAUUUGAAAUGGUAUGAGAGUCGAGAUCCUCGACGCGUAGAUCUCUCCUAUUGUGAAUGUGGUUCGUUUUGAAACUCGUGUACAAUGUUCUGUUGUUUGUGUUCAAUUAUAAUAUUGUUUCUGUUAAAGAAGAAAGAAGUCCCGUCGAGGACGAAGAAUAAACUGUGCCGUCUGAAAAUUCCCUUAUUUUUGCAAAUCGAAAACUGUAGUCAAUUCAGAUUACCUUGAAAAGUUCGAUCUUACGCACCCAUUGGCUGGAGUUGGGCAGUGAUCGAUUACUAUUUAAUCAUUAAUUCAACGAUUUAUUAACGGAAAUAAAAUAAUCGUUUUAAACGUAAAUAAAGGUUACUCCAAUUUUUGCUAUAGUCGGGAUAAAAUGAAUUAGUCGCUCAGGGUCAUUUUACGGCAACCUUCCAUCAUUCUUCUGUCUCGUGUCAUUGUACUAACAUCCACGCAGAGUGCUCGAGCAAACACAACAAUCAUAAUUAUCAAUCAUUAGUUUAAUUACAGUUGUCCAACUCUGCCAUUGGCAUUCUUUAUCCUGAUAGAUUACUUCGAUCGCUAGUCAAAGAGAUUUGUCACGAGAAAAAUGAUAAUCUUAUCUCAGCUAACAAACACGACAAAUCAUCCAAAUGCAUCAAAUAAAUGUAAAAAUCAAAAUGACAAACAAUCAUUCGCAACAAAAGCCACAGAUAAUUUUUUAAUCCCCGGUACGGAAUUGCCUAAAAUAAACAAACUAAUACUUCGCUCGUAAACACAUUCCAAAUUGAUACAGAUCCCCACGCCCCUGUCCCGAUCUCCCUUCCAACCCACCCCUCCCCCCUUUUAAUUAAUUAACCGCGCGAGUCGCAUUAAAAAAGAAUUAAAUAUCGUUAAAAAAAUUCCGUGUUGUUCGAUGUUGAAGUUCAAACGCGAUCGUAGAACGUGUAUGGUGUAAUAUCGGUUGUAACAUGCCUGACAAAUUUAGAACUCGCGAAACUCGUGUUACACGUGCAAUCUGUAUUGACGUCGAGAUUCACGAUUUCAAAAAAAAAAAAAAAAUAAAAAAAAAAAAAGAAGA